This is a messenger RNA of Cottoperca gobio, 1398 nucleotides long. RefSeq names its product fibromodulin a (gene fmoda). The transcript has 6 exons. The coding region runs from base 98 to 1141 and encodes 347 amino acids. Gene Ontology annotation, molecular function: protein binding. The record is from RefSeq and is a predicted model, not a curated record. NCBI's taxonomy places the organism in Eukaryota, Metazoa, Chordata, Actinopteri, Perciformes, Bovichtidae.
GUCAACUUCAGUCCUGAGCACACUCUGAGAGAGAGAGGGGAUAAGGAGGGCGAGCCUCUCUGAUCAGAUUACAGUGAAGAUUUGUGUGACUGUGACCAUGCGUGUGGUGAUUGUCUUCCUCUUGUCUGCCCUGCUUCCACUCUGUUGCUGCCAUGCACGGGACCCCUUCGCGUGGCUGUACGGCCCCCAGAGCCAAAGAUUUGCCUCCCUGCAGGCAAACACCAACGGACAGGAGUGUCCAGAUGUGUGCGACUGUCCCCCCACCUUCCCAGCCGCCAUGUACUGUGAUGGACGGGGCCUGACAGCCAUGCCAAGCAUCCCCUCCCGUGUGAAAUACUUGUACCUCCAAAACAAUGCAAUCACAGCUGUGCCCGACUCAGCUCUCGUAAAUGCAACCAAUCUGGUGUGGCUGAUGAUGCACUACAACCAGCUGACAUCUGACACCAUUGGCAAGAAGGCAUUUCAGCAGUUGGAGGGACUAGAGCGUUUAUAUCUACAACACAACAAUUUGACAGGCUUUCCUUCAAACCUCCCCCGCACCCUGCAAGACCUGAGAAUCAACAACAACAAGAUUGAAAAGGUAACACCUGCAGACCUAGAGGGAAUGGAUAACCUCACUAUCCUGUAUCUCCAUGACAACUCUGUCACAGACGUGGGCACAUCACUGAAGGCACUCAAAUCCCUCAUGCUGUUGGACAUCAGCGGCAACAAGUUGACAAAGGUCCCAGAUGCACUUCCUGAACAACUGCACCAGCUCUACCUGCAGUCCAACUCCAUUGAUUCUCUACCAGAGGACUUCCUGGGCGGUUUCACUCAGCUGCAGUACGUCAGGAUAGCCCACAAUCAGCUAACAGACAAGGGUAUCCCUGCCAACACCUUUAAUGUGACCGGGCUGGUGGAGCUGGACCUGAGCUACAAUAAACUGGAGAGAAUCCCCCCAGUGAGCACCACACUAGAACAUCUGUAUCUGCAGGCCAAUCAGAUCAAAGAGUUCACUCUGGGUAGUUUCUGCAGCAUCGUGGAUGUGACCAACUUCUCCAAGCUGCAGACGCUGAGACUGGAUGGGAAUGAGAUCAGUCUCCAGGACAUCCCGACAGAUUCAGCCCUCUGCUUGCGCCUGGCCUCCAACAUUAAGGUCUAAGUGUGUGUAUGACACAAUGUGUAGCACUUUGCUCACAAACACAGCUCACAGAUUGCAGCAUUCACUAAGGGUGUGACACAUUAUUUGUGUGAUGUGCCAAAAUCAAAGCUCAGCAGGGGCAAUAAUAUAAUUUUAUAUUGAUAGCAGGUGGCAGCAGUUCUUACUGUAAUAACCACUAUUCACACCAGAUAAUUAAAUUAAAUGUUUCAAGUAUGGUUUUAUUUGAAUAAAUGAAAUGAAAUGAGCCAUUCACCUCA